UUCACCGACGAGUAUCAGCUCUUCGAGGAGCUCGGAAAGGGGGCAUUCUCAGUGGUGAGAAGAUGUAUGAAAAUCCCUACUGGACAAGAGUAUGCUGCCAAAAUUAUCAACACCAAAAAGCUUUCUGCUAGGGGUGGGUAUUUUAAACCACAUUUAUUUAUAUAUGUUAAUUUUGUAUUUGUUGUGUAGAUUGGUGUUGUCUUGUAAGUAAAUGUAGCAUGCAGUUAUAACUGAAUUUUAAACUUAGGAGUCAUAUUAUGUACUGACAUUUUUUCCUUGCCAAAUGUCCCUUGGUCUGUAUACUUUGAUAGGAAAUGAAAAAUAUAUAAUUGUUAUGGGUAACAUAAAAUGCUGUCGUAUGAGCAGUAACAUAAAUAAAUACUUUGCAAAGCAUA
This is a messenger RNA of Cricetulus griseus (Chinese hamster), 395 nucleotides long. NCBI's taxonomy places the organism in Eukaryota, Metazoa, Chordata, Mammalia, Rodentia, Cricetidae. The record is from RefSeq and is a predicted model, not a curated record.